Molecule: messenger RNA, 1986 nt
Organism: Cricetulus griseus (Chinese hamster)
Lineage: Eukaryota; Metazoa; Chordata; Mammalia; Rodentia; Cricetidae
Source: RefSeq, a predicted model, not a curated record
AUGGAACUGAAGAAGGACAGCAACGCUGUGGCCAUCGACAUGCUGCUCAUCGUGCACUCCGAGAAGCGGCGCGCGGCUCAAGCCACGCAGUUGGACUCUCAGACAGACCCGGGCGCGCUGCUGCAAAACCGAGGAGGAUUCCAAGGUGUCAGAAACGGAAUCCGGAAAUGGCAAGAAUUGGAAAGAAACGGCUUUCAAGGAAACUUGUCGGAGAAGCAGUGCCUUCAGCAGCCUCAGGUCAUCACUUCCUAUGACAACCAAGGUACUCAGCUGACCGUGGAAAUCCACCCCCAGGACGCCAUGCCCCAGCUCCUCAAGAAGUUCUCUUUGGCGAAACGUUUACAAGGUGAUAAAAAUGGAAACAUGAGACCCCGGCAGCCUGGAGGGAAAGAUGCCCAUGCUUACCCCUGGGACAGGUCCAGCUUGAAAUCCAUGCCCCUGGACCUGCGGCACUUUGAGAAACUUGAUGCCUCUGCCUCACAGGUGACAGUCAAGAGUGGCCUGGAUGAGCUGGUGAGUGACUUGAUCCAGGAAGCCCACAGCGAUCUGGAAAGGGUCCGAGCCAUCUGGAUCUGGAUCUGCCACCACAUAGAGUACGAUGUUGAGGCCGCCCAGGAGAAGGACCGCCAAGCCUUCAAACCCACUGACAUCCUGAGAACUCAGAAGACCAACUGUGAUGGCUAUGCUGGCCUCUUUGAAAGGAUGUGCAGGAUCGCUGGUGUGCAGUGUGUCACCGUGCCUGGCUACUCCAAGGGCUUUGGCUACCAGACUGGGCAAAGCUUUUCUGGAGAGUUCGACCAUGCCUGGAAUGCUGUGUACCUUGAGGGCCAUUGGCACCUGCUGGAUAGCACCUGGGGCAGUGGCCUGGUGGACACUACCACCUCCAAAUUUACCUUUCUCUACAACGAAUUCUACUUCCUCACCCACCCCGCCCUGUUCAUCGAGGACCACUUCCCAGACAACAAAAACUGGCAACUGCUGAAGCCACCUCAGUCUCUGAGGCAGUUUGAGAACAAUAUGUACCACAAGAGUGAAUUCUACAACAAGGGCAUGCUGAGUGCCCACCCAGAGACGUCCAUGAUCCGAACAGUGAAUGGGAAAGCCACGGUCACCAUUGAGAGCUGUGCUCCAACACUGUUCAUGUUCAUGCUCAAUGGCAAGCAGGAGCAUGGGCUACUGAGCCUCAGGAAAAACGGGAUGAAGCUGGAAGUGUACCCUCCAACCAUGGGCACCCACAAGCUGCAGAUCUUUGCCAAAGGCAACUCUGAAAUCUAUAGCUCAGUGCUUGAGUACACACUCAAGUGCAACUACGUGGACCUCUCUGUCCGGCUGCCCGCUGAGCUUCACCAGCCCGUGGGCCCCAGCUGGUUCUCAGAGCAGAUGGGCAUCACAAAGCCCUCCCACCCUGACCCCAUCAUCCACACCAGUGAUGGUCGCUGUUCCAUCAGCUUUGGCGUGGAGGAGGGCAUCAGUGUCCUGGCAUCCCUCCAUGGAGACGACGGCACCAUCACCGAGGAGACGCAACGGCGCUACAUCUUCCAGUUGGACCGAGAGAAGAGGACAGAGCUGAAAGUCCAGCUGCCCCACGCUGGCAAGUUUGCCCUUAAAAUCUUCGUGAAGAAGAGGCAAGAACAAGGCAACUUCAUCUUUGUCUUCAAUUACCUCCUGUGCUGUGCCAACACCAAGGUGAACUGGCCUAUGUUCCCCGAGAGCUUUGGCAACUGGGGGCAGGGCAAUGAGCUGCUGGAGCCUCUCUCGGGUGUGCUCCCUGCCAACCGCAACAUACCCUUCAAACUGAAGCUUCACGGUAUUGCCAAAGCCCUGGUGAAAGGGCAGGACACGUGGCCCCUGACCCUCAACCCGGAGGGAUACUGGGAGGGCAGCUGCAACACGGCUGGCUGCCAAGAAAUCUAUGUCAUGGUGCUGGAGAAUGCGAACCACAACUUCUACUCCUACAUCCUGAAAUACAAAGUGAAUGACCAGUGA